This is a messenger RNA of Petromyzon marinus (sea lamprey), 2534 nucleotides long. It is a transcript of the gene DTWD2, whose product is annotated as DTW motif tRNA-uridine aminocarboxypropyltransferase 2. The record is from RefSeq and is a predicted model, not a curated record. NCBI's taxonomy places the organism in Eukaryota, Metazoa, Chordata, Hyperoartia, Petromyzontiformes, Petromyzontidae.
UGUUUACGUGACAAACCUUACUCAUUAGCUGUGUCGGGUGGUGGUGGGUUUACCGACACAUUUACGCGAUCAAACCCAAACAAAAACCUCAUGGAUAUUGGUCGCGAUGGCCUGCUACGUGUUUAAACCCCCUUGUACCAUUCCCUUGGCUUCCCCAAGUCAGUACCGCAAGUGGGGGACUAAUCUCCAUCUGUUACAUCUGUACGGGACAGUGUUAUAUAUGCACACAUCUGUCAACCCCUUAUCAGUGCCGACCAGAUUACAGACAAAAUUCAGACCAUAUUGGUCAGCCCAUGUGCUUAAAAAUCUCAACGUUCAGUCUACAAAGUCCCAUCACAAGGGAGAAACAGAGAUUUAUUUGCCCCUAUUCAAACGGCUGUACGCCGUAUGGAAUUUAAAACUUAAUUUCCCUUAUCAGUGCCGACCAGAUUACAGACAAAAUUCAGACCAUAUUGGUCAGCCCAUGUGCUUAAAAAUCUCAACGUUCAGCCUACAAAGUCCCAUCACAAGGGAGAAACACAUGAGAUUUAUUUGCCCCUAUUCAAACGGCUGUACGCCGUAUGGACUUUAAAACUUAAUUUCCCUGUCGUACAAGAAUACGGGGUAAACCGAUGUCAUCCCCCUACAACGCCUGAUGAUGCCGAGUGUAAUCUCAAGCGAAACGUCGUACAGGAUCGCAAAAAUUGCUUUGCUUUUGAAGAUUCCUUCUGAAUUCUUAAAAAGAAAACUAAUUCGAUUGGCAUAUCUGCCCACUUGAUUUAAUUCGAUUGGCCUUGUCGGGUGGUGGAUGGGUUUUAGUGAACACAUCGAUUUAAAACAAACAAAACUAAUUAUGAAUAAAAUUGGUCGUGAAACCCUCCGUAUUUUCUUUCUCACGUGACGCAAUUGUGCUUUUUGCACAUUUUCUAUUUUUGCCUCAUUGCUGUAACGUCGUGUGAACUUCUUUCGCACCGUACGUAGCCAACCGUGCUAAUCGGGGUUUGCUCCCUGUACUUAAUUCGGCUUUUGUUGUCAUUGCGGGUGACCCAAGCGACUCUUGCAAAGGACCCGUCCUGCGGGUCCUGGUCUCUGGAGAUUUCUCCUCACCCGACGAAAUAUAAAAAAAUGAACUUGAAACUUUCACCACCAGCACCAACUUGACGCGAUGUUGCCUUUGACCACGCGUGGCAGUCGCCACGCAGCCUCCAGGCCGCCAUGUUGGGCAAGGAGGGCUAAUCGGCUUUUCAAUGGGACGUGACGGCAUAGAGUUCCCCCCCCUCCCUCCUAUUAUGGAGGGGGGGGGGGAAGCGGGGUGAGUGACCUCACCUAAGAUGGCGGCGCGGGUUUCAAUUUGGCGGGAAAGCAACUGGCGUCAUGGCCGAUGGCGAGGGCUGCCGGCUGAGCGAUGUGGUGAGCGGAUUCAGCGGCCUCGGCUGUGCCGGGGGAGAGGAGGAGGACGGCGACGACUCGAGAGGCGACGAGGUGGGGGGCAACGAGGAGGAUGACGAGGAGGGAGCCUCGACGGUGUUCGGACAGCUGGCGGAGUUGCCGGCAGAGCCGCCGGAUCGCAGGGCCACAUGUUCGCGAUGCGGGCGGCCCCAGAAGGUGUGUCUCUGUCCCUUCUUGCCGGCUCACCCACUGGAGGUUUCCACGCGUCUCUAUAUUGUACAGCAUCCAGCCGAGGAAAGUCGCGUGCUGCGCACAGUGCCACUGUUGGCCGCCUGCCUCUCCGCGCACUCCUGCACCGUGCUCGUUGGCCGCCGCUUCCCCGAGGACCGAUUCCCUGAGCUGGCACAGGUGUGUCGUAGCCCCAACACGCUGGUGCUGUACCCCGGGCCCGGUGCUGUCGACCUCUACGACCUUGUCGGCGCCUCCUCCACCACCUGCGCUAGCGCUGCCCGUGAGAGUAGCGGCAUCCUCCUCGGCACAGGAGAUGACUCUCCCGCCGCCGCCAAGCCUGGGCGGGCAGACGCCCUCGCUCCCUGUGGUGCCGUCGAUCCGACCACCUUGGCAGAUGCCCCCCGCGUCCCGACCCCCGCCUCGGUGAACGGUGCUGUUCCCCUCUUCACGCUGGUGCUCAUCGACGGCACCUGGCGACAGGCCAAGGACAUGUUUGAGCGCAACCGCCUCCUGCACAUUCCGCGGCGGGUGGAGUUGCGGGAGAGCAGGGACAGCCAGUACGUGAUCCGCUCCCAGCCCCGCGGUUCGUGCCUCUCGACGCUGGAGUGUGCCGCCUUCGCCCUGGCCGCCCUCGAGCGUGACCCCAGCAUCCACGAGACGCUGCUACGGCCGCUGCGGGGCCUCUGCUCGUUCCAGCUAGAGCACGGCGCCCGCGUACACCACAGCAAGGAGCACCUCCUCCGCAGCGGCCUGUACGAGAAGCCGCUGCCCACCAACAAGCGCAAGCUCAAGCGCAUGCAGCAGCUGCUCUACUGAGGCGGAGAGGGGAGGCGGAGGGAGGGUGGGAAGCGUGAGUUUGGGGAGGCGUUGCGGCUGCUUGACAAGGGCCGGCCGCGGCGAUGGAACGAUGUGGGCAGAAGAUGGAGGGCGGGUGG